Soboliphyme baturini is the source of this 2450-nucleotide messenger RNA. Lineage: Eukaryota; Metazoa; Nematoda; Enoplea; Dioctophymatida; Soboliphymatidae. The record is from the annotation of a GenBank genome assembly.
GGCUUUGAUAAGGCGCUACACGAGCUUAAGCCGGAUACGUUCGUCCACUUCUACUGGGAGUCUCUUUUAAGCGACAGGGAGUUUGUUUGGAGUUGUGACACGAAAGAAAAUGUGUCGCAGAAUUUGUCGAAGGAUUUCGCGUCCAGUUUCAUAUCGAGUAGAGGUACGAACGUGUACUGGGUGUCAUUUCUGGAUGGAAGGCAACGCGUACUGUUGUUCACCGAGGAUCUGGCGGUGGCGACAAUUGCACAGCAGGCGUAUGAGCUGGAAAGAUGCGAUUUGCAGCUGACCGCGUCGUUUCAAGGAAUCGGCCUCUCGUUGGUCGACAACCGUGUCCCGGCUGAACUCGCUUAUGUUGCGAUCAUUAGUUCAGGCAUUAUAUGGGAAUGCAAAAAGAAGCGAUUUAAGGCAAUGUCCAUCAAGGAAUGUCGGAAUCUCGAAGCUGCCUAUGCCAAAUACCUGAACGAACGCGAAGUUUCUAAAAAUAAGUCAGUCUACGUUGCCGACAAAAUGACCGUUGAUUUCGAAUCAAUGCAGCAAGUGAAACCUCAUAAACGGGAAAUCCGGCGGAGCUUUCAGACUGGAUUUUGGAUGCAGUACAAAUCUAGUCCUCACGACGUGCAGCUCCACAUGAAGAUAAACUACUUCCAAAUCGACAACCAGCUCAGCGGAUGCGUGUUUCCAACCGUUUUCUCGCCAUUCCCGUUGCCGAAGUCUGUCGCAUCGGAAAGCAUUCCUAAGCCUUUCGUGGAAGUCAGCUUUAUUAUGCGUACCGGCGAGCACAGCACCAUUCCUCACAUUGAGUAUUUCAAGGUCCUUGUUCAGGAAAUGGCUUUAAAAGCAGAUCAGGGGUUUGUCAACGCAAUGUUGUCGUUCCUAAUGCCGGAAAAUCAGUCGGAAUUCGCAGAGUCCAAAGGUCUUGAACAGGACAUGCUUGUGGUUAAUCAGGAUGUUAAAGCAGUCGCUCUCAUAAGUUCUUCUACCGGACAGAAGUCGUUUUACAACAUUUUGCAUUUCUCUCCCAUUAAGCUUCACCUAAGCUAUUCGCAAGGUGGCGCCUCAACCGAAAUAAAUCAGCCGAUUCCGGCUUUCAGCUCUGAGUUUUUUGGGCUGCUUCUGAAAAGUGUCGGUGUCACGGUGACAGAAAUUCAGGACGUGGUCUUCAAGCUGGCAUACUUCGAAAAGGAAGCGGUUUUCUUGAGUCAGAGCCAGCUGAUAAGUGAAGUGGUGAAUCAUUACGUCAAGCAGGCUGUGAAACAAAUAUACGUGCUCGUACUUGGUCUCGACAUCAUUGGCAACCCGUUCGGUUUGAUUCGUGAUCUUUCUUCUGGUGUCGAGACGCUGUUUUACGAGCCCAUUCAGGGAGCAAUUCAGGGCCCUGAAGAAUUCGUAGAAGGUUUAGCUCUUGGCGUGCGUAGUUUGUUUGGACAUACCGUCGGAGGCGCUGCGGGCGCUGUUUCAAGAAUUACGGGGACCUUGGGCAAGGGUAUCGCUGCGCUCACAAUGGAUGAUGAAUAUCAGAAGAAGAGACAGGAAAUGAUGAAUCGCCGUCAGGGAGACUUCGCCUCUGGAAUAGUACAAGGUGGCCGAGGUCUGGUUAUGGUAUCGCUUUCGGUUGUUCCGUUUCGUUUCAUUAGUUCAUUUACUUGUUUUGAGGGAGUGGUUGAAGGAGUCACUGGAGUAUUUACUAAGCCAGUCGAAGGCGCAAGGGAGGAAGGCGUCAUAGGCUUCAUGAAGGGACUGGGCAAAGGCCUGAUCGGUGCGGUAGCCCGACCGGUUUCGGGGGCAGUGGACUUCGCUAGUUCUUCGUUCGAAGCUGUUCGAAAAGUAGCCGAUGUCUCUGCUGAAGUGAAGCACAUUAGGCCGUCUCGUUUCAUUCUUCCUGAUAAAAUCGUUCGACCGUACCUGCGUGCUGAAGCGGAAGGAAAUACGAUGCUUCGAGUGCGUAAGCUCGGCGCAUUGUUGUUGAUUGUCUCCUCAAAUUACACUGAAUUGGAAAAGGGAAAGUUCAUGCAUACCGAUAUCUAUGUAGCUGACGCUUCUCUAGCGAAGGACAAUAGCAGUUAUUUUUUUGUCACUGACAGGCUAAAACGGACUGUUAUUGCUUGUAGGCGCAUUUUGUUCGCCUCCAAGAACGAUAUUAUGAGCAGCUAUUCUGUCGAAUGGGAGCACGUCUACUCGGACUUUAACCCCCCGACUCAGGAUAAGAACGACCUCGUUGUCAUGCUCAAGGAAAAGAAGAAGAAACAAGUUUUUGGUAAAAGUAUCAGCGGCCGCAGAAUUACGUUUCUAAACGAAGAAUCCGCCAGGAUCAAAUCCAAAGAAGAAACUGUAUUCCUUAGUAACUCCGAAUCCACUGAUGGUCCCAUAGUUACAGGGAAACAAAAUGAAGACCAUAACAAGCGCAAACAAGUAAAUUUUGCACGAACCGAAUUACGCGUAAGAUAGUU